Messenger RNA from Ilex paraguariensis (yerba mate), 1450 nucleotides. The record is from the annotation of a GenBank genome assembly. Lineage: Eukaryota; Viridiplantae; Streptophyta; Magnoliopsida; Aquifoliales; Aquifoliaceae.
AUGGUUAAGAAUUGUGGGAGAGAAGGCGAAGAAGUUAGAUUCACAGAAAAAAAAAGUAUUACUGUAGCCCAGUUUUUCGGUGAACAGGGAACUAAGGUGGCCGGAGAGGUAGGGGAAGAACCGCCGAUAGGUGGGUCCACGAUUUUUUUGAUUGAUGAUGAACCAAGAAAUGGGGAGUUGGUGGGACACAUCCCCAUGAUGCCAGGAGAUAUUGGUAAACUGAAAGUGGGUGAGGAAGAAACUGUUUAUGGCGGGAGAUGUGGGUCUACUAUGGUUAAAUCUGAUAAUUUGGUGGAGAACUUACUAACUAAGGCAAUUCAGAGAAAGGAUGGGCCUAAAAAAUCAGUUGGGCUAGAAUUAAUGGUACGAGGUUUUCUAGGGCAGCCUCAGCUUGAAAGUGCUCUGGCAGGAAUGGACCUUGUAAUCAUACCGGCUGGUGUUCCAAGGAAGCCAGGAAUGACAAGGGAUGACCUUUUCAACAUCAAUGCUGGAAUUGUCAAGACACUGUGUGAAGGAAUCGCAAAAUGCUGCCCUAAUGCGAUUGUGAACCUUAUUAGCAAUCCGGUGAACUCUACAGUCCCAAUUGCAGCUGAAGUUUUCAAGAAAGCUGGCACUUAUGAUCCAAAGAGGCUUUUGGGAGUCACAAUGCUUGACGUUGUUAGAGCUAAUACUUUUGUGGCAGAAGUUCUGGGGCUUGAUCCUAGGGAAGUUGAUGUUCCGGUUGUUGGAGGUCAUUCAGGAGUGACAAUUUUGCCUCUGCUCUCACAGACUGUACCAGUUAAUCCUAAACCUUUCUUGAACAAUUUGACUGGAAAGCCUGUCAUGGUAAAACUCAAGUGGGGCAUGGAGUACAAAGGUUACCUUGUCUCUGUGGAUUCUUACAUGAACUUGCAGCUGGCUAAUGCUGAAGAAUAUAUUGAUGGACAGUUCACUGGAAGUCUUGGAGAGAUCUUGAUCAGAUGUAACAAUGUUCUCUAUCUUCGUGGGGUACCAGAGGAUGAAGAAAUAGAAGAAGCUGACCAAGACUAGGAUGUGGAUUUCGGCACAGCCUAGUCAUUGCCCUCCAAUCAAAAUUCUGGUUUCUGUUUUAUUUUUUUGCUAUUGAUCCUCAGAGUUAUGUCGUAUUUGUAUCAUUUCAAAAAGUAUUGUGAGUUGAUUGAUGCACUUGCUGCCUCUGACAUGUAAAAGGGCCUUACCCACUAUUAUUUCACUUGAUUGAAUGCCCUGCCAAGUAUUAUGGUGGAGUGGUUGUAGUUUGGUGUUUAUAGUUAGGUCAGGAUGGUUGGAUGCUUUAUAAUGAUGAAAACAUUUCAUGAUGUCAUACAACGUCUUUGGAUUCAACUGGCCUGAAAGUGGAUGUUAUUAAUGGUAUCCUUUAAGGGUAUAAGAAGAGCCAUUCCAAUUCUUCUUGUUAUAUGUGGACAUUACUGGUUACAAAUGGAGAUGCAGC